UCCCUCCCCACCCCUCUCUCGCUUCCAUUACAUUCCCUUGAGAGUUUCUUUGAUCUUCUUUUUUCCUUUUUUUUUUGUCUGUUUCCUUCUGAAACUUGAGAGGGAAUGUUUUAUUUCUCCACCUGAACGUUUUAAACAAUGCAGUUUGGAGAGAUGUUUAGGUGUUUGCUUUUCUUUUCGAUGCUUAUCCAUUCAAGCUUUGCCCAGAAGCUUUCAGAGGGUUCAGGGACUUCAGAUGCUCCUUCAAAGAAAUGGCUGACCCUCAAUGGUAACGAGCCCCUUGUUAUAGCUCGUGGAGGGUUCUCUGGGCUCUUUCCCGAUUCGAGCGAGUUUGCCGUCGACAUGGCAAUGACCUCAAGCAUGGGCGAUGUGGUCUUGUACUGCGAUCUGCAGCUCACAAAGGACGGUCUAGGCGUAUGCCAACCUGAUGUCAGGCUCGACAAUACCACCAACAUAGCAAUGGUGUAUCCACAGGGAGAGAAGACCUACAAAGUUAAUGGACAAGACUUGAAGGGCUGGUUCACUGUGGAUUACACGUCCGACGAGCUAUUCAACAAUGUCACAUUGGUUCAGAAUGUUCUGUCCAGGCCGAGUUUGUUUGAUGGCGCACUGUCGAUUCAAUCCGUCGACGAUAUAGUUGGACGCAAAAGUGUCAAGCUACUUUGGCUAAAUGUUCAGUAUGAUGGAUUCUACAAUGAACACAAACACAGUCCAGCAUCCUACGUGCAGAAAGUUGUGAGGUACUAUCCUCUUGAUUACCUAUCAUCUCCAGAGAUUGGUUUCUUGAAGGCUAUGCAAGGAAAAGUCAAUAAGGCAAGGACGAAGCUCAUAUUCCGAUUUCUGGCCACGGAUGCAGUUGAACCAUCCACCAAGCAAACAUACGGUUCAAUACUGAAAGACCUUGAGUCGAUCAAGUCCUUUGCAUCUGGAAUACUUGUUCCAAAGGAAUACAUAUUGCCAGUUGGUACAAACAAAUAUCUGGAAGCCCCCACCAGUCUUGUGGCGGAUGCUCAUAAACUGGGCCUUGAAGUAUACGCUUCAGGUUUUGCAAAUGAUUAUCCAGCAAGUUUCAACUAUAGCUAUGACCCCACAUCAGAAUACCUGCAGUUCAUCGAUAACUCUGAGUUUUCUGUUGACGGGGUGCUUACAGAUUUCCCUCCAACAGCUUCAGAAACCAUUGCAUGUUUUACCCAGAACAACAAUGCUAGCAAGCCUGUCAAAGGGAAAGCUUUAAUCAUAUCUCAUAACGGCGCAAGUGGAAAUUAUCCGGGGUGCACUGAUCUAGCAUACCAGCAAGCAAUAGAUGAUGGUGCUGACAUCAUCGACUGCUCAGUGCAAAUGUCAAAAGAUGGAGUUGCCUUCUGCUUGGAUUCUGCAGACCUCUCAGGAGAUACCACUGCAAUGCCCACUUUCAUGUCUCGAUCAAUCGUUAUCCCUGAGAUCCAACAAGACAGCGGAAUCUUUUCCUUUGAUCUUACAUGGAGCGAAAUCCAGAGUUUAAAGCCUCAACUUGUCAGCCCUUUUGGUAGUGAUGUUGGCUUCCUGAGAGAUCCAGCAAAUAAGAACAAAGGCAAAUUUGUCACUCUUUCAGAAUUUCUGGAGCUUGCAAAGUCAAAGGCAGUAUCAGGUGUUCUGAUAAAUAUAGAGAAUGCUGCUUACCUAGCAUCAAAGAAGGGUCUUGGUAUAGUAGACGCUGUUUCCAAAGCCUUGAGCAAUGCCACGUUCGACAAACAAUCCACACAACAAGUCUUGAUCCAAUCCGAUGACAGCUCCGUAUUAUCACAGUUCAAGAAUGUCUCGACCUACAAAAGAGUGUUGACAAUUGAAGAGAAAAUAAGCGAUGCACCAAAGCAGCCAGUAGAAGAGAUAAAAAAGUACGCUGACGCAGUCACCAUCACGAGGCCCUCCAUCAUGCCAAUUUCAAACAGCUUCCUCAUGGGCAAUACAAGUGUUCUUGACGAAAUGCACGCAGCAAAUAUCUCAGUAUAUCUCUCUGUUUUGAGGAACGAGUACAUUUCACUCGCAUUCGAUUAUUUUGCGGAUCCUAUUCUGGAGCUGGCUACUUAUGUAGCAGGAUUUGGAGUUGAUGGGAUCAUCACUGAAUACCCGGCAACAGCCAACAAAUACAUGAGAAGCCCAUGUUUUGAUUUGAAUGCCGAGCAAGCCAUCUUACCAGUUCAGCCUGGUUCUCUUGUUAGCAUUAUCCAAGGAGCCGAGCCACCGGCAGAAGCUCCUGCUCCAAUUCUCGAAGUCGCAGACAUCGUGGACCCACCUCUACCUCCUGUAGCCGUCGAUCUAUCCGUGAACUCACCACCUGCACCUGCACCUGAUGCCAAGGACUCCAGUGCGCUAAAAAUAGUUGCUGAUUUGGGUCUCUCUCUAGCGGCUGUUGGAGCACUCAAUUUACUCUUUUAAAAGAAACGAACAGAAGGAGCUGUCCAAUGGAUCUGCAGGUCAUCUUUCCUCUCUCAUGUUUCACUUAGCUUACUCUCUUUCUCUUGAUUCAUUUCAGUUUGUAAUAUAGUAAAGAAAUCUGCCAUUGACUAU
Messenger RNA from Rhodamnia argentea, 2547 nucleotides. RefSeq names its product glycerophosphodiester phosphodiesterase GDPDL6-like. Lineage: Eukaryota; Viridiplantae; Streptophyta; Magnoliopsida; Myrtales; Myrtaceae. The transcript has 10 exons. Gene Ontology annotation, molecular function: glycerophosphodiester phosphodiesterase activity. Gene Ontology annotation, biological process: lipid metabolic process. Bases 139 to 2415 code for a protein of 758 amino acids. The record is from RefSeq and is a predicted model, not a curated record.